Molecule: messenger RNA, 591 nt
Organism: Archocentrus centrarchus (flier cichlid)
Lineage: Eukaryota; Metazoa; Chordata; Actinopteri; Cichliformes; Cichlidae
Product: heat shock protein 30-like
Exons: 3
Coding region: 1-591 (196 amino acids)
Biological process (GO): protein refolding; response to heat
Cellular component (GO): nucleus; cytoplasm
Source: RefSeq, a predicted model, not a curated record
AUGAAAAAGCAAGACAAGCAACAAGAGAAGAAAACAGACACCGUGCAGAGAAACCUGCACGAGCUGCGCAGCAGUCUGAAGCUGAUGGAUAAACUUCAACACAAGAUCCUGGAGGAGACAGAGCCUUUCCAAACCAGCAAGGCUGUGCAGCCAGUCUCCUACCAGCUGGAGAAAGAGAGAGAGAACUUUGGUCUGACGCUGGAGACUCGAGGCUUCUCCCCAGAGGAGCUGUGUGUCAGGCAGGUGGGCAGGAAGCUGAGAGUCAGUGGGAAGACAGAGGAGAAGCAGGAGGACGGGAAAAGUCAAGUCAAAUUUAGGAAAAGCUCCUACUCUUACAGACUGCAGGAGUUCAGACAGGAGUUUGAUCUGCCUGAAGGGCUGAACCCUGAAGCCGUCACCUGCCACUUGUCCCCAGACGGAAAGCUCCGCAUCCAGGCAGCCAAAGCUCCAUGUGCUGAAGAGGCAGAGAGAGAGCUGACUAUCAAGAGGAGCUCAGAGGAUGAAACACAGCAGAGUGUGUGUUCACAGGCAGGAGAGAGCAGGACAGAGACACACAACAGCACACAGGACAAACCUGAAAACAUGGACUGA